AUGGCACAGGCUUUGCACGUCAACCCCGAGCACCUCGCUCUCCACCCGGCUAAUCAAGAGCCCGACAUUUCCUCUGCGGUAUCGUACUCUGCUACAGAGUUUUCGGCUGCUCUUGGCCCGGGAGCUGCCGCUGGUGCCUCUCCUUUUGGGGCUGCCGGCGCCCUUGCUGGAGCUGGUGGCGUCCCUGGCACCCUGCCGGGCGUCCUCACACAGGGGCCUGCUUUCGCUGUCGCCCCGAUUAUGGCUCAGGGAAACUACCCCGGGGUGCUAUUGCAAGUCAUUUCGACCGCACAACCGGCAUCGAGCGAGCUUCAGCCCAUGGUGCCCACGGGUUUGCCCGACCUCACGAUCGGCCAACACUUCCCGCAGGGAGUAAACCCUGUUGCAGUAGGCUCUGUCUAUUUCCAGCCACUCGGGCCUAAUGAAUCGCUGCUGUUCACCCCCUCACCUGGUCCGGUGUUGGACCAGCCGACCAGGAUGUCCCAGCUAGAGGACUGGGCCCCCGUUUUGCACGGGGUUGCAUAUGAGGCUCGCGACGUGUUACUUGGGACCAUCUUCGCUGAUGACAAUAGCGAUCCCUUUGCAACCGGUCCCCCUGUACGCUCGACUGCACGCGAGACGUUUCUUGACAUUAGGGCGCGCUUCGAGGAUCAGGAGUUGCGGAAGAGGAACCCGUUAUCACGCCGCCUUCCCGAACAGUAUUGGGCAUCCGAUGACAUAGUGACCCUCAUAGCAGACUCCCUCGGCAACUUCAGGUCUCGGCUGAAGGAUCUCGCACAGAAACUCAUCGACAUCGACCCUAUCAACGACCGCAACCCUCUCCCCGUACAGAUGUAUAAAAGUUAUUAUCUGCACGCUCCCGACAUCAACGCGGACAGUGAUGGGCCUGCACCUCCAUCCCUCGUUCGCCAAAGAGCCAUAACUUUGAGGGAGCACGAAUUAUUCAUGCACCGUGGCACCGCACUACCGAACGGCCGAUUCCAACACGACUAUAGCAACCCGGUGCUAUUCCGCUUGGUAGAGAGAGCAUUCUAUGAGGGAAACACCUUCGGCGGCCAACAUUCCCUCGCCCGGGCAAUUGAUGCAAUAUAUCGAAAGUACUUCCCGAACGUCCCGGACGAGGAAGUACCUUUCCGCACAUCCAUCCCGAUCACCGCCAUCGCCCUAUGCGUCACUGUAAUUGCGAACGUGCUUGAUCAACGUUGCGAAACCGGCUUCUUCGACCGCAUCCGCUUUCACCGCGAUAGAUACCGCACAUUAUUUACGGACAUUCGCAACGAGCUCUAUCUGGCGCUGCAGGACCCAGCGUUCGGCCCUGUUUAUCAUGAUUUUUUGAGGCAGCAUGCUGAGUCAGAGCCCUCCCGCAUACCCACUGCCGUCCGCAAGUUGCUUUCCUCGAUGUCGCGCUCUCAGCCCACGCCGACAUUUUCACCCACUUUCACCUCAUUCGUUUCCUCAGUUCCACAAUCUAACACCCACACCGCCAGUCACGAGCUAGUUCCCUCUGCAGCGAGUGCCAAACUGGUCCCUGAAAUUGCGCCGACGAGCACACGUGGCUUGGAGAGUAACAUGCACUACCCCACCAAAGGCAGCGUUGCACCCGCUGUCCCAUCGUAUGAUGCGACCCCGAUUAUCCGUGAAUUAAUGUCUACAAGGGGCUUCCCAGAGAGGGCAGAUGACGCGGAGUGCCUCCUGGCCCUUGUUCGCAGGGCGCGGGACCAUCAGAGCCACUUGAAGAGCGCCAUGGAGGAUGCCGUUCGGUGCAGUCUCAUACAACUGCACCUGUAUCAGGCGGAGUUGAAGAGAGUGCGAAGACAAUUGGUGGAGGCAGAGAGGGGUGUCGGAGAAGUUCGCGCCUGGAUCCGCGACAGAGGCAUUCCAGUUGGUGUGGCUCUGACGCAGGCAGGUAUCACGGAUGAGAUCGAGGAAGACCUUAGCGAUGAUGAUAGGAGCGCGUUCUAG
This is a messenger RNA of Sparassis crispa, 1962 nucleotides long. RefSeq lists its product as hypothetical. The transcript has 7 exons. NCBI's taxonomy places the organism in Eukaryota, Fungi, Basidiomycota, Agaricomycetes, Polyporales, Sparassidaceae. The coding region runs from base 1 to 1962 and encodes 653 amino acids. The record is from RefSeq and is a predicted model, not a curated record.